This is a messenger RNA of Trichoderma citrinoviride, 480 nucleotides long. RefSeq lists its product as hypothetical. Lineage: Eukaryota; Fungi; Ascomycota; Sordariomycetes; Hypocreales; Hypocreaceae. The record is from RefSeq and is a predicted model, not a curated record. Bases 1 to 480 code for a protein of 159 amino acids. The transcript has 5 exons.
AUGGUUUUAUCGUCGCAGCAAGCCACCAAACACAAACGGAAUCUGAAUUCGGGGCGGGGAGACGGAGGACGAAGCGGGCUUGCUGAGGGCACUGGCAGCGAAAAGGGCACAGAACGCAGCUCAAAAGAGGGUGAAAGGGCGCUUUUACGAGGACGAAGAGAAGAGGACCUGUCUGGUGGCGGCGUCGAGGUGGUUCUGGGGGAUUUUUAUGUCUUCUGCCCCGCGGCCAAUGCACCUGCAAGAGCCCCAGCGGCGCUGCUCCUUGCGGUACCCGUACUUUCUCACCCACAGAUUUGCGGCAUCGCGGCGGCCGGAGAUGCUGCUCUUGCGCCACUGAUCCCGCCUGGACGACAGUGGCUGGCCGUUUGUGACGAGGGGCCCGUCUGGAGGGCUGCCGCUCAGGCACUUCUCAAGCACUGUGAGCAGGACGCUGGGAGCAAGUGCCGCUUUUUUUGGCUUGGGGAAGUUGGUGCAGAUUGA